Molecule: messenger RNA, 1723 nt
Organism: Cebus imitator (Panamanian white-faced capuchin)
Lineage: Eukaryota; Metazoa; Chordata; Mammalia; Primates; Cebidae
Gene: TSGA10IP
Product: testis specific 10 interacting protein
Exons: 8
Coding region: 17-1699 (560 amino acids)
Biological process (GO): cilium organization
Cellular component (GO): photoreceptor connecting cilium; ciliary basal body; cilium
Source: RefSeq, a predicted model, not a curated record
ACAGUGGGGGUGGGGGAUGGGGCAGGAUGGGGAGGACACCGAUAUGCUAAAUACCUACCAACAGUUGGUUAGGGCUCCGUUGGCACGACCAGGGCAGGACACGCGGCUUCAGGCUCCGGGGAGCAGCUCUAGGCUGCUCAAGCUGCUGUCGACCAUCUCUCGGGACAAGAAGGGCCGCCUGGGGAGUGGUGACGGUGUGCCAAAUCAGGACCUGCAGCAGAGGUCUCAGAGCUCAAGGCAGACAGCAAAGAAGGACCGCAAGCCCAGGGGUCAGAGCAAGAAAGGACAGGGCUCUGAAGAGGCUGAGGAUCUCUUCACCCCUCCUGCUCGGAAGCCCUCCUUCCCCUUCCAGUGGGCCUGGGAGAGCAUUGUCACAGAUGUCCGGGCUGUGCUUCAGCCAAGCUCCCCAGCCUCUAGCCACCAAGUCCUGCCCCCGCCCUCCUCAUUCUCCCAGCGCCAAUUCAGGCGCAUGUCCACGGGCAGCCUCCCAGAGACCGUUGGCUGCUGCCAGAAGACAGAGGUACAAAACCUAAAGGUGAGACAGCGGCUCAGAGCCUGGGGCGGUGUCUCCAUCCUUCCUGGCAAAGGAGGGCAAGGACCAGAGCCCCGCUGUGAGCGUGGCCUCCAGCUGCCUGGGAGGUGGCCGGGAUCAGGAUCGGUGUCUGACGAACAGGUCCAGCUGCCAGGCCCGGGUGCUGAGAAGGCCGAGAGGGGUCUGAGUUCUGCGGAGCUGUCCCAGUGCCCCAGGAGGGGGCCGAUCUCAGAGGAGGAGCAAUUCUCAGAAGCCACAGAAGAGGCUGAGGAGGGGGAGCACAGGGCUACCCGCAGAAGGAGGGCUGGUUCUCAGAAAAAGGGGCAGAUUUCUGGAGAGGAGGCCUCAGAUGAGGGGGAACAGGGCCAGAGCCAGGGGAGCACCCCCAGCUUUAACAACCUCCGAAGGCCGCAGAGGAGGAAGACAAGGGCCAAGGAGCUACAGGAGCCGUGGGACCUGGAGAAGCUACACAGGCAGCUCCAGAGAGACCUGGAUUGUGGUCCCCAAAAGCAGCCCUGGAAGGCUUUGAGAGAUGCCUUCCAGGCCUCCAAACGGAGUGGAAAGGCCUAUGCCUUGGGAGGCGAUGAAACCUUCCUGUCUGCCAACCUGCCUAACCGCACCUUCCACAAACGACAGGAAGCCACCAGGAGCCUGCUGCAGGCCUGGGAGCGGCAGCGGCAGGAGGAGCGGCAGCGGGCUGAGCUGCGGCGGGCCCGCACACAGCAUGUACAGCGGCAGGUGGCCCGCUGCCUGGCGGCCUAUGCGCCCAGAGGGAGCCGGGGGCCCGGGACGGCCCAGCGCAAGCUGGAGGAGCUGAGGCGUCAGGAGCGACAGCGCUUUGCUGAGUACCAGGCAGAGCUGCAGGGCAUCCAGCACAGGGUGCAGGCCAGGCCCUUCCUGUUCCAGCAGGCCAUGCAGGCCAAUGCCCGUCUCACUGUCACCCGGCGCUUCUCCCAGGUGCUGUCAGCACUGGGGCUAGAUGAGGAGCAGCUGCUGGCUGAGGCAGGAAAGGGGGAAACAGCGGGCACCCCCAGAAAACCCAGGAGCCACAGGCCAAUGGGGGUGAGAAUGAAGCACUCUCCUCAGAGCCCCCCAAGGAAAGAACCCACCGGCAGCCAGCCUGACAGGCACAACACCCCCAGCCUGGACCCGGAAUGCAGUCCCUGAGAUAAAAAUUAAAGGCUUUAUGGC